AUGAAUCUCUCCAUUGGAAGCCUUUCCGUUAUACUUCUAUGUCUUAGCCAAUGGGCGACUGCGGCCACGGUGUUCUUCCCGAUCACUUUGACAUGGACGAAUAAAACCGUUGCCGGCGUUGUCAGGCCGGUUAUUGCCAUGAAUGGCCAGUAUCCUGGUCCUCCACUUAAUAUCAAUCAAGGCGACAAUGUCCAGUUUUUUGUUGAUAACCGCUGUCCGUUUAAUACUACCGUUCACUUCCACGGAAUCGAACAGAUUGGAACCCCCUGGUCCGACGGUGUCCCCGGGGUCUCGCAGAGGUCAAUCUCGCCAAACACUACCUUCCUCUAUAGAUGGACAGCAGCUCAAUACGGAGCAUACUUCUACCAUGCGCAUCACCGCGGUUCACUCGAAGAUGGGCUUUACGGUCCAAUCUAUAUCACUCCAUUGGCCUCUGUGACAAAACCAUUCAGCCUGAUUACGAACAAUACCAGUCAACUCAAUGCUAUAAUAAAUGCCGAAAGGAAUGGUUGCUCUGUUUUGCUUUCGGACUGGCGGCUUCUUACCUCGGAACAGAUCUGGAGUGCCGAAGUGGCAUCUGGGGUUGAUUCUUAUUGUGCUAAUGCUUUGCUCAUUAAUGGCAAGGGGUCUGUUACCUGUCUUCCGCGCACGCAGAUUGAUUCUUUGACGACGGAAGCUCAAAGGCGGGCGUUGAGGAAUGAGAGUUUGACGGAUAUGGCAUGCUUCCCUCCAAACCUCACCUCUGCGCAGGGGAAUUUCCCGCACAACUACAGUGCCAUUCUUCCCACGAUGUUCUCCGGCUGCACGCCAUCUCAGGGACCCCAAGAGAUCUUCAACGUCAAUGCAUCCCAGCAAUUCGUAAGCUGGGAUCUGACCAGUGCAUCAGGCGUCCUGGAACUCACCUUCUCAGUCGACGAGCAUGUCAUGUGGGUAUACGCCAUCGACGGACGAUACAUCCGCCCAGUCCAAGUGAAAGCCCUCACAAUACCAAAUUCCAACCGCUACUCAGUGCUAGUCCCACUCACCCAACCAAGAGGAGACUACACGGUCCGCCUCGUCAGCGCCAGCGUCCAACAAAUCCUCAACACAACUGCAAUCCUCCGAUACCAAGGCACAUCGCAACUGAACAGAACUCUUUCUCAACGAAUCCAUUGUCACCCCUUCCCUGUCCUCGUCCCCUCAACAAGCGUCGCCCAAACCUUCUUCCUAAACGUCGAACGUUUCGGCGCCUCAUACCGCUGGACUUUAGGAAACGGUAGCUAUGGCCUCGAACUAGAAGAAUCCCAGCCCCUCCUCUUCAACCAGAGCUCAAUCCCCAGCAACCUAGUCAUCAGAACAAACAACAAUACCUGGGUCGAUCUCAUCAUCCAAGUCGUCACACCCGUCCAGCCUCCACAUCCAAUCCACAAACAUUCAAAUAAGCAUUUCAUCAUCGGGCAGGGGAGCGGGAUAUUCAAUUAUACCUCUGUUGCGCAGGCUGUCCAGGCUAUCCCUGGGAACUUCAAUCUGCUUACGCCGCAGUAUCGCGAUACGUCGAAUACACCGCCAGCUACGCAGGGCCCGACUUGGUUGGCGAUUCGGUAUCAGGUUGUUAACCCUGGGGCUUUCCUGGUGCAUUGUCAUAUUCAGGUUCAUCAGAGUGGGGGUAUGGCGUUGGCUAUGUUAGAUGGGGUUGAUGCUUGGCCUACUGUCCCGCCGAUCUAUUUGAAUGGCAAUGGCGCUUAG
Messenger RNA from Penicillium canescens, 1725 nucleotides. RefSeq names its product multicopper oxidase. NCBI's taxonomy places the organism in Eukaryota, Fungi, Ascomycota, Eurotiomycetes, Eurotiales, Aspergillaceae. The transcript is spliced from 4 exons. Gene Ontology annotation, molecular function: copper ion binding; oxidoreductase activity. The coding region runs from base 1 to 1725 and encodes 574 amino acids. The record is from RefSeq and is a predicted model, not a curated record.